Brugia malayi is the source of this 1095-nucleotide messenger RNA. RefSeq names its product SEC14-like protein 4, putative (gene Bma-ctg-1). Bases 1 to 1095 code for a protein of 364 amino acids. Gene Ontology annotation, cellular component: cytoplasm. NCBI's taxonomy places the organism in Eukaryota, Metazoa, Nematoda, Chromadorea, Rhabditida, Onchocercidae. The record is from RefSeq and is a predicted model, not a curated record. The transcript has 8 exons.
AUGCAUUCAGUACUGCAUGAGCUAACGAAUGAAGAAUUACGAAUGAUCGAUGAUUUACGAACAGUUAUACCAGCACUUCAAACUGUUAAUGAUGGCUAUAUUGCGAGGUGGUUACGUUCACGUGACGGACGUUUCGAUGAAACCGCUGAUGCAUUGAAGAAACAUGUGGUAUUUCGAAAAGCGUGGGAUCUCGAUAAUUUACCAAAUUGGAAAGCACCCGAAAUUCUAGAAAAAUACUGUGGUUAUGGAUUCUUAUCAGAUAAAGACGGUUUUCCAAUACUUAUGUCUUUAUUGGGUAACAUGGAUGUUGAAGGAAUGUUGAAAUCAGUGCAAUCCAGUGAUUAUAUCAAAUAUUCUCUCGCUGCAAUUGAACGGGGUAUACGACUAUGCAGCGAUAAAUCCAAAGAGACCGGUCAUGCAUUUGAACAAAUGAUGAUUGUAUUCGACUUGGAUCACAUCAGUAGUGCACAUUAUUCAUGCAAAGCAUUCGCUUCUUCUUUCACAACACUUAUUUUACUCUUUCAAGAGCAUUAUCCAUUGGUACUGAAAAAAAUUCUUAUCAUUCGAGCACCUGAAAUGGCUAGAGUUGCAUUUAAUACAAUGACCGCAUUUUUAACACUAAAACAAUAUGUUGAAUUGGAUUCAUGGCCUGUUCAUUGGGGUGGUAAACUGUGCGAAAAUGGUGAUCCAAAAUGUCCAUCUAAAAUACGGUACGGUCUUGGACCAAUUCCUGAUACGUAUUACAUUGAUCCGGAUGAUGCGAUGCCUGAUUAUGAUCAACUUACAACUGUUUACGCCGGUGAAAAACAUCUCAUUGAGAUUAAAGUUGAAGCGAAUACAAGAAUUAGCUGGCAGUACAUGACAUCGGAGGAAGAUAUUGGUUUCGGUAUACACUUCGAUAAAACGUCCAAAGCAAACAAUUUAAUUGAAAUGGAAACCGUUUUCCCAUAUAUUAGGUUAGAGUGUUCACAAGUGCCCAUAUCUGGAUCUAUUCUAUGUGAAAAAGCUGGAAGAUAUAUAAUUGAAUUCGACAAUUAUUACUCAUGGUUCUCAGCAAAACAAUUGCGUUACAACAUCGAAAUUGAUCAGCUGUAG